Messenger RNA from Molossus molossus (Pallas's mastiff bat), 2424 nucleotides. It is a transcript of the gene MIMS2, whose product is annotated as family with sequence similarity 210 member B. Gene Ontology annotation, cellular component: mitochondrion. NCBI's taxonomy places the organism in Eukaryota, Metazoa, Chordata, Mammalia, Chiroptera, Molossidae. The coding region runs from base 1 to 570 and encodes 189 amino acids. The record is from RefSeq and is a predicted model, not a curated record. The transcript is spliced from 3 exons.
AUGGCCCGCCUGCUGGUGCUGCUGGGCUCCGCGGGCAGGGUGGGCGCCCGGGUCGGGCCUCGCGCCUCCUGGCUCCUGGGUGCCGCCGCCCCCUGCGCCCCGCAGCCCCUAUUCCUGCCGCUGCUCCGACUGGGGCCAGACGCUCGGCUGCUGUGCGCGGCCCGCGGCGGCCGCCAGGACCCCAGCAAAGCCACCGGGACAACAGGCAGCGACAUCAGCAAUACGGAGGAGAAAAAGCAGAGCAAGUCGCAGCAGCUGAAGAAGGUGUUUCAGGAAUACGGAGCCAUUGGUGUGUCGCUGCACAUUGCAAUCUCGCUGGUCUCCCUGGGCAUGUUUUACGUUAUCGUUUCGAGUGGCGUGGACAUGUCUGCCGUCCUGCUUAAGCUCGGAUUUAGAGAGUCCCUGGUGCAGUCGAAAGUGGCUGCGGGCACCAGCACCUUCGUGGUGGCCUACGCCAUCCACAAGCUGUUCGCGCCCGUGCGUAUCAGCAUCACCUUGGUUUCCCUGCCCUUGAUCGUCAGAUAUUUUCGGAAAGUGGGGUUUUUUAAACGUCCAGCUGCAAAGCCGUGAUGAACUCUUCAGUCGUGGGUCUGAAACCCCGUUUCGUUUAAGUUACACAGUUUGGAUUGGUUUUAGGGUUGUCGGGGGUUUUUUUGUUUGGUUGGUUGGUUUGGGGGGAGGGAGGGGCUACUUUCUAUGUUUUCAUGGAUACGUUUUACUUUUGCCAGCAAACAUCAGGUGUUUGGAUUAUUGUGAUUGUUUUUGCUUUCUAAAUUGUUAGUGCUGUUCAUCAUAGGGCUUGUCCACAUCGGCUAAAACGUCAGCAAAGCAUCACGAAUGAGUCAUCAUGGUGAACUGUUUGCGCCCGGGCCUCUGGAACUCUGGGAGGGUCUCGGUGCAGAGGCCCCCGGGGCCCCUUUGCUCAGGUUCAAGAGCAGUGUGCUGCAAGCUGGCCGGCGCCGCGGUUGACGAAGCCAAAUUCAAGACUAAACAGGCUGUGAUCAGGACCUAAGUUAGUGUUGGCACCUUCACAUUCUUCACACUCGUUUGGGAGAAAAACGAGUAUUUCUGGUGGGCUUCCUUGGUCCCCAAAUCCCUUCAAAUCUGGACACGCUGGGGUCGACCUCAGGGUGUUUUUCUCAUAUUUCAUGAAAGUAGGUCAAGGUCAUCUGUCUCUAAUUAGGUGAAAGGUGGAAACUUGUCCAAUAAUAAUGGCGUCCCUUUGGCUCCUGACGCCCAUGUCCACUGAGGAAGGUGGAAAACUAAGACAAUCUUUGCCUAACCAUCUCUAGGGCAAACCUCAGACAUUCCAGAACCGUCGUGUGUUUACACUGUGUUGCAAUAUUUUUCAAUUGAGUUAAAAUUAUGUACAGUGAAAAAAAGAUUUUUGAAUCACUCUCCAAAAAGGAAAGUUAGUAGCACUUGCUGUAAACAGAAGACAACUGUGAACUAACAGCGGGGGAGGGAAGGAAUUUCUUCUCUGUUGCCUGGCCCAGAGGAGACACUUUCUGAGGGGCUCAGCCCUACCCACGCUGAGCUGCGGCUCCACACUCUGGGAACCCCGAUUUAACUAGUUCUGCACCGCUGCCCUGGUCAAAGCAGGUAGUUGUAUUUAUUUUUCUGGCUCUUUUUUUUACAGUUUGUUUAAUUACACUUCAGACAAUCAGAAAACUAAAGGAACCGUAAUCUGACAGUCCUGAUUUUAUGAUCUGUUGACAAUUCCCUAGUUAGCUCUUAGUAACCCAGGGUCAAUCGCUUCAGUUUUACAAACAUCAUUAGGGGAAAAAUUCCCUACUUGCAAGAUCUCUAAAGUAGAUUGUUUUGGGUUUUUUUGGGUUGUCCCCCUCCCCCGCCUUCAAAGCAAUGAGCAAAGUGCCAAAAGGUUUACCUUCAAACUUCAAAGUUUGAAGUUGGCACUGCCUUUCCGGGAUCUAAGUUCAAGGGCGUCCACGCAGCUUAGCUGGAUACCAGUGUGAGGUCAUCCCUCACCUGGACCAGACCCACGUUUGCACCUCCUCCCAUCGUCAUGGAAACCCUUGGCUUCAUGGAAACCACUGGCUUCUGCUCCUGACCUCCUAUCCCAGGCUCCCUAGCUAACAGAUCCCUAGCAAUGCCUAUGCAAAAAAAGCUGACAGCGACCCCUACAGGUGUCAGGGCUGAAAUCUUCAUCUCGGACCCUGGAGUCAGGGGAGUGGGCUGAAAGACAAGCAAUAAAACGAAUUGCACAUCAAAUAGCCAUGGCGUCUCUUCUAAGCCGACUCCACGCCGCUCCUGAGGCCAGUGGUCCAAACAGAACCGCAGAACUGGAGAGGGUGAGGAAAUCAAAGGGUCGUUAAUGUCGGUUCACCAGCAGGAUGUACAAAGUGCUUGUUUUUACACUUUUUAUGCAACCAGGAAUAAAACGGAUGAUCUAUUUUAAAAACG